Messenger RNA from Trichoderma breve, 1842 nucleotides. Its product is annotated as heterokaryon incompatibility protein (HET) domain-containing protein. The coding region runs from base 1 to 1842 and encodes 613 amino acids. The transcript has 2 exons. The record is from RefSeq and is a predicted model, not a curated record. Lineage: Eukaryota; Fungi; Ascomycota; Sordariomycetes; Hypocreales; Hypocreaceae.
AUGGAGCUGUGCGCAAGAUGCAGCUCCAUCACCCUCUGCGCUCUGAGGCAAGACUUGCCUGCCAGCUUGGCGUCUCGAUCGGGGUCCAAGCAGGGCAUGGUGUUGCGUGAAGAUGGCUCUACCCUGGCCCGGUCGGCAACAGAUUGCCGAUUGUGUGCCCUCAUUCAAGAGGCACUCUCCAGCAGCCUCCAAAGCUCCGUCAGCCAGGACGAUCCACAGGUGAUGCUUUCGUUAGCUCCGGAUGCUGUCGUUCUCGAGCCAAAAUCAGACUCCCAGGGAUCGACCUUUCCUGACCCUCCAACCGGGGGCUCGCAUCUGACGGGGUUCAAUGUCACUGCAACCGAGUUAAUUACUGGGCAGCCGCUACAAGCCAAGAUCCGGCUCUACACACACGGGCAACGGAGCAUCAUUGAUGAGUCUCAGCUUCCACAACUACCAAGCAGGGUCAUUCAGGUUUCUGGGAGCAGCGUCAGACUGCUGCCGUCAGGAGGCCGUCGUGGAAGAUAUGCGGCCUUGAGCCAUUGCUGGGGCUCUUCUGGGAGACCGCCCUUGAAGACAACUCAGGCAAACCUCCAGAAGCAUCUUCAAGACAUUCCCUGGGCUUCGAUUCCAAAGACGUUUCAAGACGCGAUAACUGUUGCUCGCAGUAUAGGUCUCGCCUAUGUCUGGAUCGAUUCGCUCUGUAUUGUGCAAGAUGACCAUCAAGACUGGUUGAAGGAAUCAAAGCGCAUGGGCUCUAUAUACGAGCAGGCUGAGCUCACUAUCGCUGCGUCUCAUACCCCGGGCUGUUGGGAAGGAUUCCUCUUCCCUCGCCGUCCACCGCCUCCAUCCGUAGAGAUUCCCAGCUUCUUCUCUCAGGACACUGAUGUAUCUGAUGCGCCCAGGAUACAAGUUUUUGCCACUGUCCGGCGGGAUACUGCGGCCAACACCUUUCCAGAAUUUGGUACACUCAACAGUCGCGCCUGGGCUACUCAGGAAUGGCUUCUGUCUAGGCGCAUAGUUUUCUUCACCAAGGGGGCUAUCAUCUGGUCGUGCAAAGCCAUCACACAGCGCGAGACUGGUGAGAGAUGCUAUAGUAUAUCACGGAAUACACGCUGGAAGAACAUCAUAGAACAGUACAGCGAUCGCCAGUUGACCUAUGCAACGGACAGGUUGAUUGCGCUCGAGGGCCUGCGAAUGGAACUGGGAAAGAAGAUUGCGUGUGAAUACGCCUUUGGUGUCUGGAAGGAGUCUCUCCCCAACCAAUUGCUCUGGCAAGUGACCAAGAGGAUAGAUGGAGCAGCCAUUUCAGAUCCUCUCAAGUUGCCAACCUGGACAUGGGCACAUGUUCCGUGCGGCGUGCGGUUUUUAGCCAUUGACAAAGCCAAAAAUCUGUGUAGCUCAGUUGCUUUGGAAGAUAACAACCUGAAGCGACUGAGUCUCCAAGCUCGAGCGAAACGCAUUUCAGUUGUCACAACAGCCUUGGGCUCAAAGCAAGGGGAUGCCGUUACCGAGGCCAUCUACGCGGAUAUCAACACAUCUCAUGCCAAGUUGACCAGCUCCAUGGCCAAAUUCAUACUGGCCCAAGAUGGCUCUCCCAUUGGAUGGGCCGUCUUCGAUCUCGCCUCGGAAGAUAUCACCUCUGGAGAAAUCCUGGCUGUCGCUCUCAUGGGCAGCAUUAGCCGGCGAGACGAGGAAGCCGAGCGACGCCUUGGAAAGACCGUCUCAAAGAAGCUUCGACACUAUUGGGUGCUGAUAAUACGGCAAAGGAGUGAUGGUAGAUAUCAUAGAAUAGGAGUAGGAAAGACGUAUGGGCAAAAGUGGUGGCAAGACGCCGCUGUUGGGACUUUUAAUUUGGUAUAG